AUGUUGCCUUCACAUUCACAACAUGGCCCUGUGACCCCUGUCUUUGCAGGACACUUUGGCGGUGGUGUCCAGUCCUACUCCAUGUUCCUGCGCUUCCUGGUGGUGCUCAACUUCCUGUCGUUUUUGCUGAUUGCUGGGUUCAUCCUCAUCCCCAGUAUCGUGUUCAGAUCCACCAGUAACAUGACAGUGGACGACACUGGUCCAGAGGUGUGUAGGGUCUAUGAUCCAAAUCUUCAAGGUCUGGUGGUGUUUUACCAGUACUUCCUGGACUUACUCUCUGGAACGGGUUUCAUGGAGUACUCCUACAUGUUCUAUGGUUACUAUAACAACACCGUGGCAGAGAGCAGUGGCUUCCACUACAACCUGCCCCUGGCCUACCUCCUCACCUCCGUCUUCUACUUCGCCUUCUGUCUCAUCUGCAUCAUCACACGGUACCUUCUGGAAUGCCCUACACUUCCAUCUGCAUAG
This is a messenger RNA of Salvelinus sp. IW2-2015, 468 nucleotides long. Its product is annotated as transmembrane channel-like protein 7. Gene Ontology annotation, molecular function: mechanosensitive monoatomic ion channel activity. Gene Ontology annotation, cellular component: plasma membrane. The transcript has 3 exons. Lineage: Eukaryota; Metazoa; Chordata; Actinopteri; Salmoniformes; Salmonidae. The record is from RefSeq and is a predicted model, not a curated record. Bases 1 to 468 code for a protein of 155 amino acids.